AAGGGAGACCGUACCCAACAAGAACAGAUACGCAAGCGUCGACAUAAUCUAUUCAGACGACUUAAAGAAUUUAAUGACAGAUAUGAGAUAGAAAUAUGGCUUACAAUGCGUAUGCCAAGUGGUAGAAUAUAUAUAUUUGCGACGGACCCUGAUGUACCUAUUCCAAGUGAGGAUGAAGUUCGAGCACAGAAAGUUCCAGUUGUCCACAAGACGUCAGCGGACUAUGACUCA
Messenger RNA from Paecilomyces variotii, 231 nucleotides. RefSeq lists its product as hypothetical. The annotation marks the transcript as partial. The transcript is spliced from 2 exons. Lineage: Eukaryota; Fungi; Ascomycota; Eurotiomycetes; Eurotiales; Thermoascaceae. Gene Ontology annotation, molecular function: DNA binding; protein dimerization activity. The record is from RefSeq and is a predicted model, not a curated record.